Messenger RNA from Vicia faba (fava bean), 780 nucleotides. The record is from the annotation of a GenBank genome assembly. NCBI's taxonomy places the organism in Eukaryota, Viridiplantae, Streptophyta, Magnoliopsida, Fabales, Fabaceae.
AUGAACCAAAAACAACAGAAGCAUUUUGUUCUUGUUCAUGGUGUUUGCCUUGGAGCUUGGACUUGGUACAAACUAAAACCACAAUUAGAAUCUACCGGUCACAAAGUCACAGCACUUGAUCUUGCAGCUUGUGGCAUCAACACACAUAAAAUAGAAGAUGUUCAUACUUUUGCUGAGUAUGCUAAGCCUUUGUUAGAGUUUUUAGCAUCACUUGAAUCAAAUGAAAAAGUGAUUCUUGUAGGACAUAGCUUUGGUGGAAUGAGUAUAGCUCUUGCAAUGGAAAAAUUCCCAGUAAAAAUUGCUGUUGGAAUUUUCAUAGCAGCUUUCAUUCCUGAUACCCUACAUCAACCAUCAUAUGUACUUGAACAGAAUAUUGAGAGAUAUCCAAUGAGUGGAUGGUUAGACACUGAGUUUUUUUUUUAUGAAAGCAAAAUGGUAGUGCUUCCUGGCUUAAAGCUCUUGUCCACUAAAUUCUUUUCACAAUGCUCCACUCAGGAUUUGGAAUUAGGAAAGAUUUUAAGAAGGAAAGGGUCACUUUUUAUGGAGGAUCUAUCACAGGUAGAUAAUCUUUCUAAAGAGAGAUAUGAAUCGGUUCCACGUGCUUAUAUUGUUGCCGAUGAGGACUUAACAAUUCCAGUAGAGUUUCAAGAAUGGAUGAUCCAAAAUGCUGGAAUUGAUGUUGUGAAAGUGAUUAAUGGGUCUGAUCAUAUGCCUAUGCUUUCUAAAACUCAAGAACUUUGUUUGUUUCUCCUUGAGAUUGCUAAUAAAUGUGCUAUAUAA